Dermatophagoides pteronyssinus (European house dust mite) is the source of this 1140-nucleotide messenger RNA. RefSeq names its product DNA polymerase subunit gamma-2, mitochondrial (gene PolG2). Lineage: Eukaryota; Metazoa; Arthropoda; Arachnida; Sarcoptiformes; Pyroglyphidae. The record is from RefSeq and is a predicted model, not a curated record.
UUUCGGUUCACCGCCAAUCACGUUUUUGGAGCAAAUUUCAAAAUUUAAAUUUAAAUUUUGUUUUCAAAAUCGAUAAAGUAAAGAAAAGAAAACAUGUCUUUGUUUGUCAAUUUUCUUCAUCAAUGGCCAGCAUAUUGUAAACAUCAAGUUGUUAAUAAUAUUGUCAAAGAAUGGAAAAAAUUUGCAUCAAAAAUUAUGCCAACAAAAAUAUUUUCCGCUCAAACAGCGUCCACAAUCGAUUUCGAUUCUAAUCCAGAUCAAUUGAUUAAAAGUGCAUUGGAUUUUUAUGCCACAAAUUUAAGCCAAUGGAUUAGUCAACAAUCAUCAUUUGGUAUCAUUUAUCAAUAUCCCUGUAAAUCUCAACAUGAUGAUCAUUAUUUGGAUUCGAAACUUGAUCAAAAUCUUUCAAUGGUUUUAUUUUGUCCAAAAACUGAAACCCUUAAAAUACAACAAAUGCUUACUCGGACGCGUUUUCAUUGGUAUCGAAAGCUAUCAAAAUCACCAAUGAAAUCAGGAUUCGAAUCCAAAUUGAAUGAAAAUAUAUUUGAAAUUGGUUAUGAACCUAAACAAUUAUCGAAAUCGAUCCUGUUGGAUCGAAUAGAAUUCAAUUUUAAUUACAAUGAUCAACAACGAUUGAAUAAUAUGGAUAUUAUUUUCUGUAAUAGUAAUUUAGGAAAUUGUUUACUUGCAUUUCUUGAUGAUUGUUUUACACCAACCACGAUCAAUGAUCAUGAUAAAAAGGUGGUGAUGAAAUUAAAUCCCCUAUUGGUACCAUUUAAAUUAGCUAUAAAUAUUGAUUCAAUGGGAUGUAAAGCAAUUGGUCAGCGCAAAUUGUUAGAAGUUGCCCAACAUCUUAUCGAUCUUUUGGAAGAACAUUCCGAAACAAUAACAAUAUUUCCAUUCGCAUCGGAUAAUCCGAUUACAAUCGAUCAAUGCGAUCGAUUAGCCGUAAAAUAUUGUAUCAUAUUAAAAGAAGAAACGCUGCGCAAUGGAAUUAUUUAUCUACGUAAUCGUGAUACUGGAAUUUCGGAACAAGUACAUAUUUCAAAUCUACUGAAAACAAUUUUAUUUUAUCUUCAACCAGACAAAUUAAUUACAUAUAAAGAUUGAUAUUUGAGCAAUUGAGAAAAAACUUGAUUA